Messenger RNA from Oryzias latipes (Japanese medaka), 1179 nucleotides. Its product is annotated as phospholipase A2, group XIIA. Gene Ontology annotation, biological process: phospholipid metabolic process; arachidonate secretion; lipid catabolic process. Gene Ontology annotation, molecular function: calcium ion binding; A2-type glycerophospholipase activity. Lineage: Eukaryota; Metazoa; Chordata; Actinopteri; Beloniformes; Adrianichthyidae. Gene Ontology annotation, cellular component: extracellular region. The record is from RefSeq and is a predicted model, not a curated record.
CAGCCCAAACCCGGAAGUGACACCAUAGGUUUGACAGAUGAGUUGGAAGUAAAAUGAAAACAGCUACCGCUUAAUUUUAAGAUGUUGCCGAAACAGCACACUGAGGAAUAAUUGACAUCCCGGUUCUGAGGACGUUCUGAUCUGGAUCCCGGACCUGAAGAUCAAGAUCUUAGACUUACUAUGCGUCUGGAAACGCUGCUCUGUGUGGGAGGCAGCACACGGACUAUGACGUCUCCCAACCCCGCUUGGCUGCUCCUGUUCAGCUUGUUGUUGUGUGGACGUUUCGCGUUUGUUUCAGCCUGCAAACAGGAGCCCGAGACCCCAGACUGGAGAUUGACACUCAAAACUAUUCGUAACGGAAUUCACAAAAUCGACACGUACUUGAACGCAGCUCUUGACUUGUUUGGCGGGGAUGACGGGCUGUGUCAUAACAAAUGCAGUGAUGGUUACAAACCUAUAGCUCGUCCUGGGUACAAACCUUCACCACCAAAUGGAUGUGGUUCCCCGCUCUUUGGAUUUCAGUUUGAUAUAGGUAUCCCAUCCAUGACCAAGUGUUGUAACCAACAUGAUCGCUGCUAUGACACCUGUGGUCGUGAGAAGCAUGACUGUGAUGAGCAGUUUCAGGAGUGUCUGGAGACCAUCUGCAGAAAUGUGCAGAGGACUCUGGGGUUAGCCCAGUCUGUCCAAGCAUGCGAGUCUGCAGUAACCCUCCUUUUCGAUGCCGUCAUGCACUUGGGAUGCAAGCCGUACCUGGACAGCCAGCGGGCCUCUUGUGUGUGUCAGUAUGAGAUGAAGCGGGAGCUUUGAUACUACAGAGACUGGCACGGACACACUAGGAAGACUAAUUAAAGAAGACCAAGAAUAAAGCUCUUUAUCUAAAUAUGUAGAUUUACCUCAGGGAUACAACUCCUACUGAUACUAAGUUGUUCACCUUCUUUUAUAGAGAAGAAAAUUCUAAUAGUUAUAAGUUUAUAAACUAGAUGUACAAUGACGUUAGUUUGUGGAUGGUUUAUGCCCUGUCUAUGUAAAUGUUUGGAAGUGGUUUGCUAAAGAUUUUGAUUUUUUUUGUUAUAGGACAUUAUAGGACAACAUUAAACUAAGAAAACAAAAGUGUCCAGGUCUUUACCUGGUCUUUUACCAACUAUUUUGCAUCAAUAAAAUUACCUUCUUGCCAGAAAA